This is a messenger RNA of Selaginella moellendorffii, 886 nucleotides long. Its product is annotated as translin-like. Bases 12 to 797 code for a protein of 261 amino acids. The record is from RefSeq and is a predicted model, not a curated record. Gene Ontology annotation, cellular component: cytoplasm; nucleus. The transcript has 7 exons. Gene Ontology annotation, biological process: RNA metabolic process. Lineage: Eukaryota; Viridiplantae; Streptophyta; Lycopodiopsida; Selaginellales; Selaginellaceae. Gene Ontology annotation, molecular function: single-stranded DNA binding; RNA binding; sequence-specific DNA binding.
UUUAAACCCUAAUGUCUGUCGUGGCGUUCCGGGCUCUUCGUCUCUUCUCCGUCGCACGCAGCGCUAGCCCUAGAGGAUCGGUCCGCCUUCGCGCUUGCUCCACCACCGCCACGGCCUGCUGCGGCGCCAUGGAGCAGUUUGAAUCGUUCCGCGCAGAGAUGGAUGCGUCCAAUGCCGUGAGGGAGCAGCUUCGAUCGGCGGUGUCAGAGCUGGACAACGCCACUCGCCUCAUGAAUGCGGCAUUGCUUCCAAUCCAUCACUCCUCCUCCGGCGAUAGUAUCAAGAAAGCCAAGAGCUACCUUCCAGAGAUACGAAAGGCUUACAUGGACCUCACGGCGAUCAUCAAAGCUCGGCCCGAGGAGUACUACAAGUAUCACGACUACUGGCGGAAUCAAACGCAGGUCGUGGUUUCCUUGCUCGCAUUCUCGCACUGGUUGGAGACUGGAGAUCUUCUUUCUCACGCUGACGCGCAAGAGCUCCUGGAGCUGAAGAAAGAAGAUUUCUUUCUGGAUCUAGACGACUAUCUAGUGGGCCUAUGCAACAUGUCCAGCGAGCUGCCAAGAUACGUCGUGAAUCAAGUUGUCGCGGGAGCUUACGAUUGUCCCGAGAGAGUUUCGCUGUUCUUGAGCGAUUUGUACUCCGCGUUCCGGCUCCUCAAUCUCCGAAACGAUCAUCUCAGGAAGCGAUUUGACGGAUUGAAAUACGACCUCAAGAAAGUCGAGGAGAUUUUGUAUGACGUGAAGAUCAGAGGGCUUCUUACAGGAAAGGAAAGCAAGACACCGGAAGAGACCAAGUGAUAAUGAUCUCAGGUAGCUCGCUUUUAUUUUAUAGUAGCACUACCCCAAACUAGGAAUGAUCCAUCAUCCUAGCUUGGGAACUUGACUCA